Molecule: messenger RNA, 6496 nt
Organism: Parasteatoda tepidariorum (common house spider)
Lineage: Eukaryota; Metazoa; Arthropoda; Arachnida; Araneae; Theridiidae
Product: apolipoprotein B-100
Biological process (GO): lipid transport
Molecular function (GO): lipid carrier activity
Source: RefSeq, a predicted model, not a curated record
GUUAUAGAAGUAGCGAUAACAUUUUAACUUAUCAAUGAUAUAUAUGUUCAAUAUGUUAAAGAGGUAUUUUUUUAACCUGAGGCAGCAGCAGUAGAUGAAAUCAGGUCAUACAACAUGGAGCAUCUUCGCUUGCUCUUCGCAAUCUGCAUACUCAUUCUUUGUCGAACAGAAGUUUGCCAAAGUAACGCUUGCCCAACACAUGAUAAAGAUGCAGACCGAUGUCCACGGAGUGUGUCCACUGACAGUAAUACCCCUUGACAGAGAGAGAGUGAGGGUCAUAAAAGAUGUGUCGCAGUGUGUCCCCCCAGGUCAUUCCGUGGAACGACCCAGCGUCUCAUCUUUAUUCUGGGACAAGAUUUCUGUUGGACACGCAUUUAACUCUACGACGGAUUGUGAGCAUCGAGUGGACACAUCUGAGAAAAAGAUUGUGAGUGUCCAUUGCAGAGAGACGCAUAUUGGAGGAUCAUUGCACAUUAGCAUUUUACACACUAUGAAGUUAAUGAGAGCAGCUCCUCGUGCAGAAAAAGUCUAUCAGCCAGAGUUAAAACUCAAAAAGAGUGUUCUAUUUGAGUUUGAGUCUAUCAUUCAGCCAUGCCAAUCAGAGGGCAUUACUAUGCUCAGUCAAUUAGUCAGAGAUUCUGCCGAAGAAAUGAAACUUUCAACCCUCUCCUUGUUCACUGAUUUCGUGGCGUGGAUGGAAUCGUGCACUGACCUCCGUCCGAUACUGGACUCUGUUUUGUCUUGCUCUAACAUGCCUGGCGAGGAGUGUUCACCACAUGAAAAGGCUUUGGGAAUGUCUUAUCUGAGUGAUGCCCUCCUGCACUGCAGCACUGAAGAGUGUCUAGACUCACUCAACCUUCUGAUGAGGAAAGGAGAGAUAUCAUCAACCUACAUGAAUUAUGUUUUCUACUUGUGGAGCAAGAUACGUGAAGCCUCGCUACCAACUCUCCGCUCAAUUCUUACUACGUGCAAAGAAACAUCUUUGAGUUUGUGUUGGAUGACCCUUGGAACAAUGAUUCGUCACACCCAUCAUCAUGGAACACACAAAGAAUAUUUAACAAACAUUGCUACUUAUUUGACUGAUGCAAUCGACAGCUUUUGCGUUCCUGAAUCAGAACAUAUUGAAGAUCUGACCCGUUACUUAAAGGUUAUAAAUAAUAUGGGGGAUGCUCUCCUGACUCUGAAGCCCGAUGGACUCGAAAAGUUAAUGGAAUGUGCUUCUAAUAAUGAAGCACCGGAACAGAUAAGAUUAUCAGUUCUAAAGUCUCUGCAGAAUAUGGAGUUAACAACAUGUGUGGGAAGGUUGAUGUUCGAAAAAAGUUUAGCUAUUGUGAUGGCAAGAGACAGUUCGACAGCAUUACGGAGUGCUGCUUCAGACCUCAUACUCCGUUUCGACAAAGAAUUAUUCCUUCAAUCAGACGAGAAUUCUCCAUUCCAAAACUACGUCACUCAAAGAGUGAGAGAUCUCCUGGAUGAUCAGGAAACAGACAAUCGAACAAAACAGAUUUUAGAAAAACUUUUGGAAUCAUUGAAUGGAAGAGACAAAACGUUUCCUCGAUCAUUUAUGGAUAGACUUUUUGAAAAAUUUCAUUUUGGGCCUCACAUUCAAGAGAUUGCUUCCAAAUGGACUCAUUUUAUUAAAUCUAUACCGACAGUCAAGAGAUGGUGGAAGUAUUUCGAUUCUGCAUUUCAUGCACAAUUCCGAGCAGAAGGCAUGGAGGGCAUUGCUAUAACCAUACUGAAAUAUCUGGAUGAAAUGGAUGACGGCGAUAGAAUUUCUGAAUUACUUGAGGAGAUUAUAGCUGGAUUCAUGAGAACUGAUUCUAUGGAGUUUAAACUGGAUGAUGCAUCCAUGAUUUUCAACAUCAAACAACUGGUAGAAAAAUAUAGAAUGCUCGAACCUUAUUUAAGACCAUUUUUCAACAUUUACUUAGAUGCUUUUGGUACUUCUUUAGUGUACAUCACAUCUGAAGAUUUUAUGAAAUUCUUGUUCCAAUUGCCUGAAAGGAAUCAAUUGCUGGAAUUGGUGCAUCGAGGUGUUUUUUGGAAUGCCACCCGCAUGGUCCGCCUCCAAGAAUUCCACCAGCAAGUACCCACCCUGAUGGGAAUGCCCCUCAGGUGGACAACUCACGCUGUACUGGGCACCUCCCUCAAGAGUUUCUUCAAACUGACCAGUCGAUCAGAUAUUCUUCUUCAGCCCAGCUUCGCCCUGACAUAUGUCAACCGGAUGGUGCUGGAUAGUUUCAGCCGGAUCGGAGUUCAAACGAACCACUCUAUCUACUCAUCGAUUCGUUUCAUGGCCAAUCUCCAAUUAGACCAGAACAAAAUGACACUGACAGUAGAGAAGCCAUUGGAACCAAAAACAAUACUUCUCAGUUCCCAAACCAAAGAGUUGUUGAAGAUGGGUGGUGAUGAAGAUUUCUCUACCCGAGAAAGCAGCUCGUGGUGUACGCCUGAUUAUGCGAGUUCUCUAUUCGGAAUGGAACUCUGCUCGGAGCAUUCAUCGUUUGUACAGAUUCCUCGAUCAAACCGUACCCUAUGGCAACUCAGUAUUGGAUCCACCAACAAAGUAAAGAAAUAUGUUGUGGAUGUAACAAAAUAUCCUCCAUCUACCAAUGAAAAAGUUCUGAUGGGAAUAACAACAUCUGGGUUCAACAGAAGUUAUGAAUUACUUUUCCACAUGGAAGCACAUGGACAACAGCAGAUGACCUAUGUGACCAUUCCAUGUAUCCCCGAAUUCAUUGCAUCCAUGGAGUCUGACAGUUUUCACCACACAUUGAUUUUAAAAACAGAUCUCUAUUCACUUAAUUAUUCUAACAAAGAAAUUUAUGAAGAAGAAAAUACGAACGUGAAAACUGGACGGACGAGACUUUUGACGGUAACCACCCCUGAUUAUAGCCUGCAGAUAAAAGGCACCACGAGGGAAGACAUUUUGACGGAAUUGCACCUGUCUUUUGAAGAUUUGGUUGGAAGUAUGAAGUGGCCUGAGUGGUGGGAUGCAAGUACAGGAAAAGCCUGGAUUGAACUUCAUUUCAUUCGAAAAGAGGAAGGGAGAACGGUUUUGUUCAAAAUUCCAGCAUCCACGAUUGAAAUCAGCAGAAAAACGACGGAAAACGAAGGAAUGGUUAUUAGUAUGACUAAAAUUGAGAGCAACACAGGGAGAGUAUUGGGUUAUUUCAAUUUUUCUCGCAGCAAUUGGGUUUCAAAGACUAAAGAAGCGGUAGUGUGGAGCGUGACUAUCCCUAGAAAAUCGUGGUCACUUUACUGGCACAAAAUGAGUACCGACAGCGGUUUACAGUACCUAAUAGAACUCAAGCAAGCAUUCAUGACACCAAAAAGUUCUUUAACAAAUUUGAGAUGGGAUAUUUGCGACACUUUCGAUAAGCGAGAAGAGAACAUAUUGGAGGCCGUUGUCGAUCUCGAUUUCCCACUCUUGAACAGUGAAGUGGUUCAAGUCAAGGCAUCGUUCCAUUCCGGUCCACUUUCUGUUGUGAGCAAAGGAAGAAUCAUGAUGGACGGUGAACAAACCUCUUACAGAUUUCAGGAGAAUUUUGAAGUAGAGAGCAACUUAAUAGACUUAAAGUUGGCAACUCAUUCUGUGUACGAGGCGGGUAUGGAUGACACAUCAUUCCAUCACAAAACUGUCCUAUUCCAUGUGCCAUCACAAAAGGAUCUGACCAAUAGCAUGGAGUAUAGGCACUCUCUCACUGGAUGCCAAGAAUUCUCUUGGAAACACGACAUUCGAUCCCACUUCUUCGAUUCUCUAACCAGGGCAUCCCAAUCUUGUGACGCAACAGAUCUCAAGACACUGAAACUGCACUGGAAGACCAACUCCAACUACUGGAAAACACUGAAUAUGAGAGUAGACCAGAUCUUUAAGGAUAUUGAUUUGGGACGCACCAUCGAAACUUGUAACAUAAGUUUUUCCAAAUCUGUAGUCAACGUUACUGCUGAAUGGAAUGACGGAGACCAUCAAAAGACUGCCUCACGCACUUGCAUGAGUGAAGAUUGCCGAAAUAUAAAAUUCUUCAUGAAAUAUUUACAUAAUGGGGAAUUCCUCAUAAAUGUAGAUCUGCCGGGAGCUGGAAAAUUUUCUUUUGCGAGGACUGCAUCGAAUAUAAAAUUGCAAUUGGAAGAUGAAAAGGAUGGAAUUCCAGAGAGCAUAGAGUUGAGUGGCGAUAUCCACCGAAAUGCGUGGAGUGUUGAAAUAAGUCCGAAAACAUUUUUAAAAGUGAAAUCCCUCCUCGAUUCAGCCUACAGAGAGAUAGAGCUGCAGUUUAUGAACACAAUCAACGAUCCUCAACAUCCACUUCAACCUAUCUACAGUUAUUUACAAAAGUCGAAACAAAAGAUGGAAGAAUUUAUUUAUCCUCCUGUUGGAGAAAUUGUAGACACUCUUCAGGCUAUUCUUCCCAUUGACCAACUAUCCAGAGCUGGCCGAAAUGUUUAUAACUUCAUGAAAGGAAAUUCCCUCACAACCUGGGCCAUUCAUACUAUCCAUACGUUUGAUUAUCCAAAGAAAGAUGGAAAUUACAUCUUUAAAUUCAGCACAGGCAGAAUGCUUUCUUCAUUCACAGAGUUGAUUUCCUUGAGGCCACUGGAUUCAUCACAACAACCGGUAGCUAAAAUUAAAAUGGCAUCUGAUUCACUGCAAAUAUGCACCUUUGACGGCUUAUCCUACAAGUUCCUACCAUCUAAUUCUUUUUUCCUGCUUGCAUACGACCUCAAGACUUCGCUCUUCUCUGUGAUCACUUCCGGGAAAACUCUUCACGUUCUCUUUCCGGAAAUGACCAUCACAAUCAACCACAGGAAUCAGGUAUUCAUGAAUGGCAACGAGGCAGAGACCCCCACACAGUUCAAAAAUGUGAGAGUGACCCCUAUGGAGUCAGGGGUUGAUAUCAGAUCGCCCUCUAUCCGUGUGAAGUGCAAAAAUGACGAACACUUUAUAUGCAAGUUUGAACUUGAUGACUGGCAUAGCACGUUUGGACUUUUGGGAAAUGCUGACGGACAAUGGGAGAAUGAUUAUAUGUUACCAGAUGGCAACAUUUCAUCCGACAUUCUGGAAUUCAUCUGCAAUUACAAAGUAUCGGGGGGAAAAGAAUGCAAGGACUUCUUGUCACCAACACUCCACACAAAGUCCUCCUGCAAUUAAUUGACAUUUUUUUCUACUUUUAAUUGCUGUUCACAACAUUGCCUAAUUGCCAUACAAAAUUAAGACAUUUUUAUAUUUGUUUAAUCCUAACUCUAGGUGCUAUACAGAGCCGGAUUAUACCUUUCGUAGGCCCUAGGCCCUCCCCUCCUUCCCCCACUCCUCCUCUCUUUUCAAAAUAUAUGCUAAAAUUUUCUUGCUUUUUUUUUUUGCAUUUUUAUUAAUAUGGAUUUUAAUUUACAAAUUUGUUUAUCGAACUUUAUCUGCAAUACCGACAUACUGCCGAUAUUGCAGUUGAUAUCGAUAAUACCAUUAUGAUUAGUUCGAUCGAUAACUAUGUAAACACUUCACGUCAACAAUACAACAACAAACCAGCAAAGAAAACAGUGAAAUUGAUAGUGCGAUUGAUUACAAGAAAUAUUUAUACUACAAAUAGCUUCAUAGUUUUCAUGAUACUACUAUGAUAACUAAGUGAAGGAAAUUAACAUUGUCAAAAGUAAAUUUUUCCCAAGUUUUUCGUAGGCCCCUGAAUUUAGUAGGCCUUAGACACGUGCCUAGUGUGCCUAUAGGUUAAUCCGGCCCUGGUGCUAUACAAAUUUCAGAAACUUUUAAAGAAUAUAAAUAUGUAUUUUUUUAUUUAUUGUGUAACAAAAGUUCCCAGUAUAGCCAAGCUACUCCUGUGGCAUAAUUUUUUCGAGCUAUCUGUGACAAAACUCUUUAGUACUAAUAUCUUUCUGCAAGAUACUUUUAAUAAUAAUAAACAUAUAUGUUACUCAUUUAAAAUUACAAAAGCGCUGUGUUUACAAAAUAAUAUACAUAAUUUUUUUUUAAUUAAACAUGUAAUAAUUUUUUAUUCUAAUAUUAUGGGUGAUAUUCUCGCAUUUUGUAAAUAAUCAUCACAAUAAAGAAAGUAAUUAAAAAUCAAGAAAUCCGUAAUUGUAAUUGGUGAAAAAAAAGAUCGACGACGGAAUUACGCGAAUCCUCAAAAGCGUGUUUCUUUUCGAAAUGACGUUGUUGUAAUAAAUAAUAUCGCGUAAAAAAUAUCGGAUUUAAAAAUUAUGGAGAAAUUAAUAGCACUGACUGCGGAAAGUUCUAUAGAAUUAUUGCCUUAAAAAGUAAAUACUCAAAUGCACGAUUCGAAUUUUCCAUAUGGUUUGAAAUAUAUCGGGAUCCCCACAUGAAAAAGCAAUGUCAAUAACUGCCGAAAAUACAAUCGAAACAUUACAUCGAUUUACGAUACUAUCGUCGUAAAUUUACUUCGUCAAAAAGUGUCUAUCUAAAUAUAUGAUUCAAAUAUUACGUGUAAAUUUCCGUCAAAAAGAAAAGCAAUUUUUUUUUUUUACUUUU